Molecule: messenger RNA, 1836 nt
Organism: Hyposmocoma kahamanoa
Lineage: Eukaryota; Metazoa; Arthropoda; Insecta; Lepidoptera; Cosmopterigidae
Product: lactosylceramide 4-alpha-galactosyltransferase-like
Exons: 5
Coding region: 276-1328 (350 amino acids)
Biological process (GO): glycosphingolipid biosynthetic process
Molecular function (GO): hexosyltransferase activity
Source: RefSeq, a predicted model, not a curated record
UCGUCAAGGGCCGUGAGCGCUGGAAUUAAUGGCAGUACACCAAAUUCGAUAAGAAGUAUACUCUGCUUCCGCCAAUGUAUUUAGUUUUAGAACGAAGUUUAGCAUAAAAAUUCACCUACGAGUGCGAGUAACACAAAAAACGACUGAUGGACUUUUGGGCGGCUUUGUUGUGAAGUAUAUGUGCCGAACAUACACCUGUAAUUAAGAGUUGCCGAUUCUCGGGAAGGUUAUGGUCACUCUUUCAUUUGAAUAACAACAGUGGGUACACAGCAAUCAUGAGCAGCGCUGCUACGCCCAAGUUCGUUCACAAACAGCUUUUGUACAUAAUUAUAGUGGUCGCAUUGACUGCUAACAUUUUCUUGAUACUGCAAAAGCGACCUACUUUGAUAUUUUACAACGCUUACAAAGACGACGUAGAGUGCCAUUUACAAAAAAGCUUCAAUUUACCAAUCGCUAAUAACUUCAGUUUCUCUUCUCUGAAGCAAAUUUUCUUCCACGACGUAUCUUGUAAAUCGGGAUUGAACUCGCGCGAAGCCUGUGCGGUAGAGUCGGCGGCGACGAACAACCCCAACUGGGACAUCAAUGUCUUCUUUUUGGGACCACCCAGCGACCUAUUUCUGGAAAGUACUGUUUACAAACUUCUUAAAAAGAAAAGUAAUAUACACUUUUAUAGAGUCGACAUCGUAGACUUUGUUAAAGACACGCCCAUAGAGAACCUGCUUCCUUCAGAAAUUAUGCACAUAAACAAAAAUUGGUGUCUAGAGAGCUUGGCUGGCAUGAUCAAAUACUUGGCAUUAUACAAAUAUGGAGGAAUUUAUUUGGAUUUGGACGUGAUCACUGUCAAGUCGUUCGACACGUUGCCCGCCAAUUGGGUGGCAAAGCAGGACUCAGAAGUUUACGGAAACGCUGCGUUUGCCUUAUCUAGAAACGGUUUCGGAAGAACUGUAGCCGAGAACAUAAUUCGGGAUUUCAGUCAAAAUUUCAAUCCGUUCACUUGGGCUGAACUAAGCACAGACGUCCUUAAGCGCGUAUUGCAACAAAUUUGUAACAAGUCUAGCGACAGAAUGUGGCAAUUAGUUAACAUAUACAACCAGUCAUGUACAGAAUUAUCAGUCUUAGACCCCGUAGUGUUCUACCCCAUACAUUUCAACAAGAGGAUGCAUUACUUCGAAUCGGGCACAGUGAAAUUUGCGAAAACCUACGGUCACCAUUUAUGGAGUUCUCUAUCAAUUGGGAUGGAAGCUCCAGAAAAAUCUAUCUUAGCUCAGCUGGCCGAACGAUCCUGCCCAACGACAUUCGAAUUAUUUAAAGACAGUUUUGGUUCUUAGUUUUCACCUUGUCGGUUUGUACAUAAAAAUAUGAAGUGCACUUUCUUUUACUCAAGAAACUAUUGAUAUGGUAUGCAAUUGUCGUCAACAAGAAUUUGAAAAUACUGUUACAAACUGUGGCGGAAAAUGCUAUUUAAUUACAGAAUAUCACAGAUAAUACGUAAACUUUGUUUUACAAAAAUAACAAUAUACGUCAAUGAAUAUUUUCCACCGACAUACUGCGCAAUGUGAAAUCGUGGGAAUAGUGCCCCGUUUCAAUACGCUAUCACAGAAAGCCGAGUGUAUCAAUUUGCCAGCCUAAACUGUAAUUGAUAGACAAAAUCGACUGCUUACAUCAACCGUGUUCGAAUUCCUCAACUAAUAAGUGGUCAACGUUCGUGCACCCGCUGCACACGCUACACACGUUGCAUCACAGAUUGAACCAUAAAAAUAAGACACUUAGGUCACAUGGAAAAAACACUAUUUUUUUCGGAUCUAACAACAAACUUUUCGGGACUUUACAGGCCCG